Molecule: messenger RNA, 2813 nt
Organism: Beta vulgaris subsp. vulgaris (sugar beet)
Lineage: Eukaryota; Viridiplantae; Streptophyta; Magnoliopsida; Caryophyllales; Amaranthaceae
Product: serrate RNA effector molecule
Exons: 12
Coding region: 164-2404 (746 amino acids)
Biological process (GO): primary miRNA processing; mRNA processing
Cellular component (GO): nuclear body
Source: RefSeq, a predicted model, not a curated record
AACUCCCCGCAAAAACCCAAAUCUCAAACCAAUCUAACGCGCUUUCACUUCUCUUUUCCUCAUCCUUCUCUUCUUCUUCACUCCCCCCAAAAUCCUCACACUUUCUCUCUCCUAGGGUUUCCUUUCGUUUCAAUUUCCUCCGAAAUCUCCAACCUCCGCAUCAAUGGCGGAAGUCAUGAACAUGCCCGUCGAAUCUCUCGACAAUCGCCGCCGGAACAAAGACAAAUCCGACGAACCUUCCGGCGGCUCUCCUCCUCCUCCGCCACCUCCACCAAAUCGCCGCCGAGAACGCGAUUCACGAGAGAGAAGAGACGACAGAGAUUUUGACCGUCCUCCAAAUCGCUACUACGACCGCAACAAUCGCGGUGGUGGUGGUGGCGGAGGUGGAGGAGAUAGAGAUAGAGAUUACAACAAACGUAGUCGAGGAAUUAGCAAUAGUCCACCUCCUCCUCCGCCUCCGUACCGUGAUCAUCGGAGGAAUAAUAAUAAUUAUUCGCCUCCGCCUCGAAGAUCUUCUCCGCCUUAUCCUCCGUUUAAGCGUUCGAGGAGAGAUGAUGGAGGAUAUGAUGGUAGAAGAGGAAGCCCCCGUGGUGGUGGUGGAUACGGCCCUGGCGAUCGAAGGUUUGGUUAUGAUUACUCUGGGGGAUAUGACCGUGAAGUAGGCGGCAGGCAAGGUUAUGCUGAUGAUAGGCCUCAUGGUCGAUUUCGUUCUGGUGGCUUUCCUGGUGGCCCAUCUGAUUGGGAAGCCGGACGUGGUGGUUACGGCGAUUCAUCAAAUGCAGGGAAUGCUCAGAGGGAAGGUUUGAUGUCUUACAAGCAAUUCAUUCAGGAACUUGAAGAUGAUGUAUUACCAGCUGAAGCUGAGCGUAGGUAUCAGGAGUACAAGUCAGAGUACAUCUCAACUCAGAAACGUACAUACUUUGAGGCUCACAAAGAUGAAGAAUGGUUGAAGAACAAAUAUCACCCUACAAAUCUGUUGACUGUCAUAGAAAGGAGAAACGACCUUGCACGCAAAGUUGCAAAGGAUUUUUUGUUGGACUUGCACAGCGGAAGCCUUGAUAUGGGCCCUGGUGCAAAUGCUUUAUCCAUGAAUAAGGCAGGUCAGACAAGUGAACCUAACUCCGAUGAUGAGACGGAUGUUGGUGGUAAAAGGAGGCGGCAUGGUCGAGUUCAGGCAAAGGAAUCUGAUAUUUCAGCUGCCCCCAAGGCUCAUCCUGUUAGUUCCGAGCCAAGACGAAUCCAAAUCGAUAUUGAACUAGCUCAAGCACUUGUCACAAAACUUGACUCUGAAAAGGGAAUUGAGGACAAUAUCUUAUCUAAAGAUGAUACUGACAAAAUGAAUAGAGAGAGAUCACAUAGUGGAUCAAUUGGUCCAGUUAUCAUCAUUCGCGGAUUAACGUCUGUUAAGGGCCUUGAGGGAGUUGAGCUUCUGGAUACCUUUGCGACUUAUCUUUGGCGUGUUCAUGGUGUGGAUUACUAUGGCAUGACUGAAACAGCAGAGCCUAAAGGCCUCCGGCAUGUGAGAUCUGAGGGGAAAAAUUCUGAUGUUUCUACUAAUGCAGCAGAAUGGGAAGAGAAACUUGAUUCACGUUGGCAGGACAGGUUGCGUAGUCAGGAUCCACUUGAGGUCAUGACUGCGAAGGAGAAGAUAGAUGCUGCUGCAGUUGAAGCUUUGGAUCCCUUUGUAAGAAAAAUUAGGGAUGAAAAGUAUGGGUGGAAGUAUGGUUGUGGGGCCAAGGGUUGCACAAAGCUCUUUCAUGCUGCUGAGUAUGUCCACAAGCAUUUGAAACUCAAACAUCCAGAACACGUAAUGGAUCUUACAGUGAAAGUGCGCGAAGAUAUAUACUUCCAGAAUUAUAUGAGUGACCCGGAGGCCCCUGGUGGGCAACCUGUUAUGCAGCAGUUUGUACCAAAGGACAAGAUGCAGAGACGGAGACCAGGUGCAGACAACCGUUCGAAAGAUGAUCGAGGAAACCGCAGGGAACGAGACCGGAAUGGUGGUGAGAGAUUUGAAAGAUCAGAAAAUCCUCAGGCUGAUUUUCCACCUAAUAAUGACACCCAGGACAAAGGGAAUGCAGAUGAACCAAUUUUUGAUAAUUUUGGUGGACAAGGGAUGCAUGUAGCCCCAUUUGCCGCCGAUAUUGCACCCCCACCUGUAUUGAUGCCUGUUCCAGGUGCUGGUCCGCUGGGGCCUUUUGUGCCAGCCCCUCCUGAAGUUGCAAUGCGGAUGCUGCGUGAACAAGGCGGACCUCCUCCUUUUGAAGGGCCUGGAAGAAAUGGGAGGGGUGCACCUCCAAUUAUUUUACCGCCUUCAUUUCGGCAGGAUCCUAGACGUCUGCGAAGCUACCAAGAUUUGGAUGCGCCAGAAGAUGAAGUCACAGUGAUUGACUACCGGAGUUUGUGAGUUUUGGUGAUGUUGAUAGUUGUGCCAAUGCUCUGUGUGCUCAAUGCCUUAGUGACCUACUUUUGUCGGGUUCUGAGAAUCAAGAGCAAUCCGAUGCUUCUGCUGCGUCUUUAUAAUGAAUCUUUUAGCCGUUAUUCAAGAUGGAUUAACUUUAGGUCUUCUCAUGACUUGUUCCUGACUAUAUGAUAUGGGUGAGGGGUUUUCUCUGUAUGCGAUUUGUGUCAAAAUGUGGACUUAAACCAUCCAUUGAUAAUUUGUGUAAAUUGAGAUUACUGUAGUCAUUUUUUGGAGGCACUAUUUUUUUUUUUUAACUUUUGCAUCUUGUCUCAACUUUGGAAAGUGGUUCCAGAGAAGCUGGGACUCCUAGACUCUACUAGAUAAAUUAAACAGUAUUUUAGCUUCCAGUUGA